AUGGAUAACUUCGAGUACAGCAUCCAGCUGAACGACCGCGAAUGGGCCGAGUUCCUGCGCGCCGCCGAGGAGUGCAGCCUGGCGCCGGCCUCGCUGGCCACGGCCGAGGAGCAGUGCCUCAGUGACAUUGAGCAAGGGGACACCUCGGGACGGGACUGUCCCCGCAGCAGCGAGCCGGGGAUCGCGGCCAGCCCGGGCACGGAGCCAGAGGUUGGCACGGGCAGCUCUGCCCCACGUGGGGCGGUCACUGUCACCUCCCCGCGCUGUCCCCAGCGUGGGCACCUCUCGGGCAGCGCGGACGAAGCGGAGCCGGGCUCUGCGGGUGAGUUCGUGUGUGACAGCGACCAGCCCAGCCUGGCAGCCGCUGCCAUGCCCAGCGCGCAGAGGAGGCAGCCACCGAGGCCACCCGCGGCCACCACGGCUGGUGGCACCGCCCAGGGCAGCGCCGGGCAGGACGCGGCGGAGAAAGGAGCGGCCACGGAGCCCCCCGAGCGGGGCGGGCACGCAGGAGGGGGACAAACCCCGGUGGCAGAGGUGGCACAGACAGCGGUGACACAUCCAGGGGCUCCAGCAGCCCCCGGCCCCGCGGAGGGACAGCCCGAGAGAAGCGCUGACUCAGCACCGCGGGGACCCCCGGGGGACCCCCCGAGCCCGGCGCUGGGGUCGCUGCCCGGGGUGGCACCGGAGGAGGAGAAGGCGGGCACGGAGCCGAGCUCACCGGGCGGAUCCCCCAGCGUGGUGAGGCCCAAGGUGCCGGCACAGCCCAGGAAGAGCCGCAGGCAGCGCGGAGCCACCGAGGGGGACCGGGAACCGGCGGGGGCUGCGGCACCGGGAGCGGCCGGAGCGGGGAAGGCUCCCCCGGGCUCCCCGAUGUCCCCGAGGAAGGGUAGAGGGAAGGACAAGGCCAAGGGAGCGCUGGUCAGGCUGGGCAGCGAGGAGGCUGCGGAGAACAAGCGCUCGGUGCCCGGGGACGGCGGCGAUGCCGGGACUGCUCCCCCCAAGAAGGGGAAGGAGCCGGGGGCGCAGUCCCCAGGGAAGGCAAAGGCCACCAAGCAGCCAAAGGCAGCGCAGGCCGGCGGCUUGGGCGGACGUGACAGUGUCCCUGUGGUCCCUGGCGACGCAGAGGUGUGCCAGGAGAUGCCAGGGAAGCCUCUGCAGCCCGGGAGAGCAGCAGCGUUGGGAGGGAACGCUGCUGGGACAGAGGGGGCUGGGGGACAGCCUGCAGCUGAGAUCCCUGGAAUUCCAUCAGCUGAGAUCCCUGGAAUUGCUGCUAAGGAGAUCCCUGGAAUUCCAUCAGCUGAGAUCACUGGAAUUGCUGCUAAGGAGAUCCCUGGAAUUCCAUCACCUGAGAUCCCUGGAAUCCCGUCAGCUGAGAUCACUGGAAUUGCUGCUAAGGAGAUCCCUGGAAUCCCACCAGUUGAGAUCCCUGGUAUUCUUGCUGCUGAGAUCCCUAGAAUUCCCGAUGCUGAGAUUCCCAGGAAACCCCCAGAGAUCCCUGCAGUUCCUGCAGCUGAGAUUCCCAGGAAACCCCCAGAGAUCCCUGUAAUUCCUGCAGCUGAGAUUCCCGGGAAACCCCCAGAGAUCCCUGCAGUUCCUGCAGCUGGGAUCCCUUGGGAGCCUGCAGCUGUCAUUCCCAGGAAACCUGUGGCUGAAAUCCCUUGGGAGCCAGCAGCUGGGAUCCCCAGGAUUCCUGCAGUGGGGAUCCCUUGGGAGCCUGCAGUGGAGAUCCCCAGGAGUCCUGCAAUUGAGAUUCCCAGGAUCCCUGCAAUGGAGAUUCCCAGGAUCCCUGCAGCCGAAAUCCCCAGGAUCCCUGCGAUUGAGAUCCCGUGUGAACCUGCAGCUGAGACCCCCACGAUUCCUGGAGCUGGGAUCCCUUGGGAAGCUGCAGCUGAGCUGCCCAGGGCCAGGAGCCCCCUGUGCUUCGCUGGUGGAGCCUCUCCCAAGUCCAACUCCCUGGAUGUGACGUGGCCCGAGAUGUACGAGUACCUGUUCUGUGAUUCCCAGGAGGAGGAGGAGCUGGGCAGCUCCCUGGAGGGGAGGAAAUCCCCCUUGUCCAGGGAAAUCUCCUGGCCUGAACUCUACGAGUAUUUGUUCAACGAGCCAGAAGGAAGCAGGAAAAAAGGCAAAGCUAAAGACAGGAAAAGAAAGAAGUUCAGCAGCUUGGAGCGCUCUGGGAUGCAGAAGGAGGCUCCCAGCUCGGCCCCAGGCGAGGACACCGUGGUUAUCCCUGUCCCUGAUGUCUAUGGACACUUCCUCCCAGAGAGAGCCCCGAACAGGACGGGCUGGAGGGGGAUUUUCUCCAUGGCCCCAGCCUCCGAGGUGAAGAAAGCCGUGGGGGCUCUGAGGUCCCUGCUGCAGAGGCAGAUGCAGCUCGGGGGAGGCCGAGCCUCGAGCUCGCAGGCGCUGGUGCCCCGGAGAGGCGGGGAGGAGCUGGCCCUGGUCCCGCUGGGAGGAGCCGGGCUGUGGCCGGAGGAUGGAGACACGGCCCUGGCACUGAGAGGAGCAGAGGAGGAGCCGCGGGUGCUGAGCCACAAGGACAUGUGCCUCGUCUUCUGUGCCUUCGCCUCCUGGGCUGUGAAGACAUCCGACCUGCAGGCUCCGGAUGCCUGGAAAACCAUGUUCCUGGCAAGCUUUGGCACCCUCUCGGCCAUCCGCUACUUCCGACGGCAGGUCAGGGAAGGGCACCCCCGGACUUAACCCCUGCCUGGCCGGAGCCGCUGCCCGAGGCCGGGACUUUGCUCUGGACAGUGCGGGAAGCUCGGACCGGCCCCGAGGAUUCCUCCGGCCCCAUCCGGACUGGCCAGGAUGGCCCAGGGAGCGUCCCGGUGGGACAGGACAGACAGACAGACAGACGGACAGGACAGGGUGGCUCUGCCCUGCCCGGUGGCACCGCUGCUCCCUCCUCCCAGCCGGGCUCACGGAGGGGAUGAAUCGCGACAGAAGAGCCGGGAUCAGCUGUGGAGGAGGACGGGGGAGCUUUGGGAUGAGCUGGGCUGGGGGGGAUGGAGGAGCCGCUCCCGUGACUCCGGCACGGCUCAAAAAUGCGCUCGGGUUUCGCUCCGGGAAUCGCAGCUCGGCUCGGGGAUAAAGUUUCAGCCGGGUCUGGAGCUGGGGACACGUCCCCAUCCCGAGGGAGGGGACGGGCAGGGGUCACACCGG
Messenger RNA from Catharus ustulatus (Swainson's thrush), 3159 nucleotides. RefSeq names its product PPARGC1 and ESRR induced regulator, muscle 1 (gene PERM1). Bases 1 to 2697 code for a protein of 898 amino acids. Gene Ontology annotation, biological process: regulation of DNA-templated transcription; response to muscle activity. Gene Ontology annotation, cellular component: cytoplasm; nucleus. The record is from RefSeq and is a predicted model, not a curated record. The transcript has 3 exons. NCBI's taxonomy places the organism in Eukaryota, Metazoa, Chordata, Aves, Passeriformes, Turdidae.